Anastrepha ludens (Mexican fruit fly) is the source of this 1708-nucleotide messenger RNA. Its product is annotated as SPRY domain-containing protein 7. The transcript has 3 exons. The coding region runs from base 110 to 865 and encodes 251 amino acids. The record is from RefSeq and is a predicted model, not a curated record. NCBI's taxonomy places the organism in Eukaryota, Metazoa, Arthropoda, Insecta, Diptera, Tephritidae. Gene Ontology annotation, molecular function: protein binding.
UGACGUUUUGUUUUUACAGUUCACUUUUACACCAUUGCAGCAAAGGAAACGUUUAGUUUAUUAAUUGUUUUUAGAAAUAAAAUAACGUCGUAUUAAAUAGCAAAGUAAAAUGUUUUGUUGUUUGCGCGCUUGCCUCAAUGGAAAUAUGGGGAAAACAGCUUCUUCGGCAGCUAAUCGACAACGCGAACCAGAAAUUUUCCUCGAUUCUUCGUUUGCGGGACCUGACGCCAUACUGCUCUCGAAGCAGCUGCGCAUCACCGGCUCCGGCGGUGCCUUGGCCACUGCGCCGCUUGUGCAAUCCAAAUCAUACUUUGAAAUAAAAAUACAACAAGGAGGCAGUUGGUCGGUCGGCUUGGCAACGCGCCAAGCGGAUUUAACAAAACAGGUUGGCGGCUGUGACAAGGAAACGUGGUGCCUCUGCUCAGAUAAUGCAACGCGGCAUAACGACGAAGCCUUUCUGCCGGUAACCGUGACGACCCAAGAACCAACUAGCGUUAUCAAAAACCUAGUAAAUGGCACUGCAGCUGCUGCCGGACUGAUUGGCAUAGAGGAUGUACCUGAAGACAAUCUGCUGGGCACUGAUGUAAAUGUCAGUAGUGAAAACGGAGAUAGCAACUUGAUUGCGCAGCCGCAUCAUGAUUUUCCCGAUGAAGGAGACAUUGUGGGUAUAGCAUUCGAUCAUAUAGAGUUAAAUUUCUACUUUAAUGGCAAAAAUUUGGAAGUGCCAUUCCGCAAUGUUAAAGGUACUGUCUACCCAGCUGUAUUUGUGGGCAAUGGUGCCAUUGUAGACAUUAUCUUGGACAACUUUCAUUACGGGCCGCCGCCGGGCUUCGACAAAAUUAUGCUCGAACAAUCACUGCUUUAAAGUAAGCUGCGUAACUUCUCUAACGACUUGUGUUAUUAACCCUGUAUUACGAUUUGAAAUGCAGCGCAAUCAGCAAAGUGCAACAAUUUUGCAAUACGGUGUGGCUUCAUGAAGGCAUCAAUGCAAAUGCGUUUAUAAAGUGCUUCAUAUAUUUGGCAGUGUUUACAGAAGUUAAAAUUAUGAAUAUGUAAAUACGAAACACUAAAAUAAUUUAAGCGAACAAAAAAUAAAUUAUUUAUUUACUACUCCUUAACGUAAACUAGUCAAUGUAACAUUUUCAAGUAUUAAACUGACUGCUCCACACAUUUGUUCAUUGCUCUAAAGUCACUUAACAUGUUAAACAAUUUAUUUUUUAUUAGAUUCUAACGGUAAAAAGACUUAUCCCUAUGAUGUACUAUUAUGUAUCUACUGUAUUUCGUAUAAGCUGUGUAUAACAAAAAAAAGUGCGUUCCAGUAAUUCGCAUGCGCUUAAUGCUAAGUAAGAAAACUUAGAAAAAAUAUUUAUACAUAACAAAUCUUGUAACUAACUAACUAUUUUUAGGCUUAUAAACUUACAUAUAAAUAUACAAAUAUUUUUGUGACAUUAUUUCGCUUACUCUAUUGAAAUUCUUAUAAUAUUAUUUAUAUAAAUAAUAAUAAAAAAUUAUGUUUCACAUUUUUCCAUUAUGAAAAUUGUAAUGUAUUGAAGUUUAUGCGCAUAAUUAGGAAGAAAACUGUAAAAUAUACAAACGCAUUCCGUAAAUAACCGAUAAUUGUAAAUGUAUGUAUGUACAUAUAAAUAUUAUUAAAAUAAAUAAUAAUACAACUAAUUAAACUUGGGCCUACGAGUAUAAAAAAACAAGU